This is a messenger RNA of Endocarpon pusillum Z07020, 2643 nucleotides long. RefSeq names its product Nitrate reductase. The record is from RefSeq and is a predicted model, not a curated record. Gene Ontology annotation, biological process: nitrate assimilation; nitric oxide biosynthetic process. The coding region runs from base 1 to 2643 and encodes 880 amino acids. The transcript is spliced from 2 exons. Gene Ontology annotation, molecular function: heme binding; molybdopterin cofactor binding; nitrate reductase (NADPH) activity. NCBI's taxonomy places the organism in Eukaryota, Fungi, Ascomycota, Eurotiomycetes, Verrucariales, Verrucariaceae.
AUGGAGGAUACGAAGGAGGAAUCACGUGGCUUGCCGUUGAAAAUGGAGAAAAAGCAGAAUGUGCUGCCUCCCUCCCCUCCAGCGACAGACGAUAGCGCUUCGGAUAAAUCCAUAGAGGGUGAAACAUCUGAUAUCCCUCUACCUCCACCAACUACUAUCCCUACGGAGGUCCUCGACAUUGACCAGAGCACCCCGGAUUCCCUUGUGCCUCGAGACCCAAGAUUGAUACGAUUAACCGGAGUUCAUCCGUUUAACGUUGAAGCUCCUCUGUCUGCAUUGUUUGAUGAGGGGUUCUUGACGAGCCCUGAAUUGUUCUACGUCCGAAAUCAUGGGUAUGUUCCUCAUGUAAACGAGGAAGAGAUACCCAAUUGGGAAUUUUCUGUGGAGGGACUGGUGGAGAAGCCGAUCUCUAUGACCCUGAGGCAGCUCAUGACCGAUUAUGAGCAAGUUACCUGUCCUGUUACCUUGGUAUGUGCUGGCAAUCGAAGAAAAGAGCAGAACGUGGUUCGGAAAAGCAAGGGCUUUUCGUGGGGUGCUGCGGGACUGUCAACAGCGUUGUUUACUGGUGUGAUAAUGUCCGACAUUAUCAAAAGAGCGAAGCCAACCAGGGGUGCGAAAUAUGUCUGCAUGGAAGGCGCGGACAAGCUCCCCAACGGAUAUUAUGGAACCUCUGUCAAACUCAAUUGGGUGAUGGACCCCAACAAAGGAAUGAUGCUCUCCUACAAAAUGAACGGUGAAAUGUUGAGGCCGGAUCACGGGAAGCCUCUUCGAGCUGUGAUUCCUGGUCAAAUCGGUGGGCGGAGCGUCAAGUGGCUAAAGAAGCUCAUUGUGACAGAUUCUCCCAGCGACAACUGGUACCACAUCUAUGACAAUAGAGUCCUCCCAACAAUGGUUUCCCCAGAAGAAUCUGCAAAAGACCCGAAAUGGUGGAUGGACGACCGAUAUGCCAUCUACGAUCUUAGCCCAAACUCCGCCAUUUGUUAUCCUGCUCAUGACGAGAAGUUAUCAGUCUCAGAUGACACGCAGAGAUACCGCACCCGCGGCUAUGCAUACAGCGGAGGAGGACGAAGGAUAACGCGUGUUGAACUUUCUCUGGACCAGGGAAUGUCUUGGCGUUUAGCCGACAUUGAAUAUCCCGAAGACAGGUACCGCAAUGUCGAAGUAGAACUCUUUGGAGGCCAUCUUGACAUGUCAUGGCGGGAAUCGUGUUUCUGCUGGUGCCAAUGGUCACUCGAAUUGAGCGUCUCGGAGCUGAAAGGGGCCAAAGAUAUCUUGUUACGAGCAAUGGAUGAAAGCAUGAACGUGCAACCAAGAGAUAUGUACUGGAGCGUUCUUGGUAUGAUGAACAAUCCGUGGUUCCGUGUCACGAUCCUGAAUGAGGGAGACUUUUUACGCUUUGAACAUCCUACGUUACCGGCACUAAUGGCUGGUGGUUGGAUGGAACGUGUGAAAAAGGCGGGCGGGAAUCUGACAAACGGCUAUUGGGGUGAGAGCAUUGGAGAUCAAGACAAUGCAGCGCCAGCUGCUGAGGUGACCAAAGAGGUAUCGAUGGUGAAAGAUGGCCUCAAAAAUUCCAUCACGAUCGAGGAUCUUCGACAGCACGACAAUAAAGAUUCACCAUGGUUUGUUGUCAACGGUGAGGUCUACGAUGGCACCGAAUUUCUCGAGGGUCACCCAGGCGGAGCCACCAGCAUCAUUUCUGCUGCAGGUCUCGACAGCACAGAUGAGUUCAUGGCUAUUCACAGCGAGACUGCAAAAGCAAUGAUGCCCACGUACCAUAUUGGCUCUCUAGAUGACGCUGCAAAGAAAGCACUUAGUGACUCUGAAGCCAACGCUACUGCCAAUGGUAGUGCAGAGCCCCGGCCUACGUUCUUGCAAUCAAAGUUCUGGAACAAAGCUAUUUUACAUGGCAAACGUAUCGUGUCAUGGGACACGAGAAUAUUCACUUUCUCACUUGAUCACCCAACGCAGAGGCUUGGCCUCCCUGUUGGCCAACAUCUCAUGGUUCGCCUAAAAGACCCCAAGACCAGUGAAACCAUUAUUCGAAGCUACACGCCUAUUUCCGAGAUAAACGACCAGGGUUUCAUGGAUAUGCUCGUCAAGGUCUACUUUGACAAAGACGGCGCCAAGGGUGGCAAGAUGUCUCAAGCAAUGGAUGCUCUACCUGUUGGGCAGUACAUCGAGAUGAAGGGCCCAAUCGGCAAAUUUGAGUACCUAGGUCACGGUCGAUGUACUGUGCAGGGUGUUGAGCGGAAAGUCAAAUCAUUCAUCAUGAUCUGUGGAGGCAGCGGCAUCACACCGAUAUAUCAGGUAUUCCGAAGCAUUAUGCAGAACCCCAACGACCAAACGAAGUGCAUUAUCCUGAACGGCAAUCGACAAUUCGAGGACAUCCUCUGCAAGCCGGAGCUGGAUGGACUUGCAGCUGGAAAUGAUCAUAGAUGCAAGCUAAUCUACACCCUGACGAAGGCGCCUGAUGACUGGUGUGGGCUCCGUGGCCGAAUCGAUGCCAACGUCGUCGAUCAGCAUUGUGUGAAAAGUCAAGACGCCCUGGUGCUAGUUUGUGGACCCGAGGCGCUUGAGAAGACCAUGCAUAAGGUCUUCUUAGAUAAGGGAUGGAGUGAUGACCAGCUUUUGUUCUUCUGA